CUUCACCACCUCAAGCUCUUCUUCUUUUCAUAUCCCCUCCUCCCUUUACAAUUGCUUCUUCAUCCUCUUCUUUUUCUUUUCUUUCUUCUUCUUUCUUCUUCUGCUUUCUUUUUCUCUCUCACUUUCAUUUGCCCUUGCCAUCAUUCCAUUCUUCUUCCUCCCCUCUAUCCCUCGAUACCCGUUUUGGUUGCUGGAUUGAUUCCACCCAUUCCGAUUCCAAAACGCCCUGGUCCACCACUCACGAUUCUUCCUGCGCGUCCAUUCCUCUUCCAUCUUCAUCCUUGUCGAGAACGGCGAACCCCAGCCCUUUGAGUUUUCCUCCAUCCUCUCCACUGCUCGACCGUCCUUUCUCUUUCUCUCCUUCUCCCCUCCAUCUCUCUCUUUCGUUCGCCAUUUCUGCCAUCCUGACUCCGUUCGUCUCUCUCCCCUCGAUUCGCUCAAGGGGUUAGAGAUUCGAUUUGACCCGGGUAUGCACAAGAUCUCCAACUUCACGGGCCAGGCCCGUCAUGGUUGGGAGCGAAUGACACCGACCUUUGGGAUGUCGCGCCCUCACUCCGAGAUGGCCUCACACUCCCUCCGCCGGCCCCAUGGCGCUCCUCCUCCCAUGACUCCACCUACCGGCGUCGACCCGACGGUCAACCUCUCCUUCAAUGUCCCCUUCUCUUCCACCCUUGCCGGCCCGGAAGCUGAUGACGUGCUGCAUGCGAGCCCCGGCGCCCUCCAACGCUGGUCAUUUCCCGAAGGUACCCCCGAAGGUACUCCUGUCCACCAGCUGCCGGUCCACACGAGCAACAUCGAAGCUUUACGGAGACUGUGUCGUCAAAUUACGGAGAGCAGCAAUGGGAGAGCCGAGGCAGUCAUUACAUCUUCCGAGCCUAAAAUCGUCCCAUCUCUACAACGGCGACCCCAAGGACUAGCUACCAACGUUUGUAUUACCGGCGAUGGAGAGACCGUGCGAAAAUUGCGAGCGAAGAUCUUAAAUGAGACGCCAAUCUUGUUGCGAUGUGCGACCGUUGACGUUGAUAUGCAUCUUGUUGUGGAUGGCACCACCAAGGGGGUUCGGCCGAGUGUCCUAGAGCACCUCGACACUCUCGCUGCCUACACCGGUACGGACAUCUUCCUGCUCAGCCCCAAGCUUCGCGAUACGGAUAGUGCGGUUGUGUCCUCGUAUGGUUACGCCUCGGAUAAUGGGUUGGACCAGCGCUUCCGGGUUUCUAUCUAUGGAGAUAUGGAGAGUACCGAACAUGCUAAGACUAGAGUCCUAAUCAUGAUCGAUCAAAUUCUUAAACGUCAUGUGGACGCUAUAAAGUUGGAACUUACCAUGCAUACCCUGGUCUGUGGCCGAACUCGAAAGAAUAUCAAACUCAUCGAAGCCGCUACCGGCACAGCGAUCUAUUUUCCGCCUCCAUUUCCGCGCAUUUUUGGCUACACUCCCCCAGGCGCUCACCGUCGUAGCGAGGAUGAGGUUUACAUCACUGGUGAAGCCCAAGACCAGAUUACUCGCGCGAAACAGAAACUGAGGGAGCUAGUCAUGGGGGUCAAGAUCUACGUCAAGGAUGUCAUGGUCAACUCCAACAAAAUUGACAAUAUUCUACUUGAUCGUCUGGACAAAGUUCGGAAGGUGAUGGAGAUGAAUGGCUCCUACGUCCUCUUCCCUCAACUAGGUAGCCAACGGGGCCUCGUUCGUAUUCAAGGAACCGAAGUUCUGCAUGUUGAGCGCACCGUGAGGGAGAUUAUGGCCUUGGCUGGUCAAUUCUACAGUGCCUCCUGGUGGAUUAUUGUCCCCGACCCAUCCCCCGGCGCAGCCCGCACUCCAUCUCCCGUAGAUAUUCGGACAAUGCUGUCUGAUAUCUGCACCCACUCUGGGGCUGAGGUCAGUUUCGACAAUUUGACGUUCACUAUCAACGGAUCCGACGACGCCGUGAAAGCGGCCAUGAUGGUCAUUAACCAGAUCCCUUUUGUCCAACGCAGCCAGUACCAGAUGCGCGUGAAGAUUGAAUUGGCAAAUGAGCACAAGGAGUUCGUUAGCGGCAAGAAGAACGGGAAGAUUAACAAGAUAAUGGGUCAAAGCAACGUACAAAUCAUCUUCGAUGGUUUCAAUGAGUACAACUUCUACAUCGAUGUGUGCGGAAACCAGUAUGAGUCCACGAAGAAUGGCUUGGACCUGGUUGAACAAGAAAUGCCUGCUUCAAUCUCUUUCCAUGUUCCCGACCAAUACCACAAACGCAUCAUUGGCAUCGGAGGCCAGCACAUCCAGCGUAUUAUGAAGAAGUACUCUGUCUUUGUGAAGUUCUCCAACGCCAUGGAUCGUGGUGGCAUGGGUAAGGAAGACGAUGACAUCAAAGUUGACAACGUCAUUUGUCGGACGCCUGCCCGUAACGCUCAAAGUCUGGAUCUUGUCAAGCAGGAGAUCAUGGACAUGGUUGAGAAAGUGGAUGCCGAGUAUGUUUCCGAGCGUGUUGUGAUCAACAGAUUGUAUCAUCGUGAAUUGCUAGCUCGGAUUUCAGAGAUUGAUGAGCUUGAGAAGAAAUGGAACUGCAAGAUUGAAUUCCCUAGCACUGAACUUGCAAGCGACGUCGUGACAAUCUCUGGGCCUGAAUAUCAGGUCCCGCAAGCCGUCGACGCCUUGCUGGGAAUGGUUCCGGAAAGCCACGAACUUCUCUUCCAGAGCUCCCCUGAGUUGCGAGAGUUCUUCCACGGCGCCGACUUCCGCCAGGAUGUUUGCGCCAAGUUGAAGGAGCAGUACGAGGUUGAUACCACUGUGGAUAUUAGCAAAGAAAGCCCUGUGCCCGAAGGAGGCACAGCUUCGCCCACCUUUGGCCCUGAAGACCGUGUUGUACUCGGGUACACGCGCAAUAAUGCAGGUGGACUCAAGGAUGCAAUUGAUUUCCUGAUUUCCCGACUGGUUGCCCAUGGCCUCGAUGCAACUACUGUCAAAGGCGCUAUUCCACGGCCCAAGUCGGAUUCGUUUGAGGAGUCUCUGCCCUUCUUCGACUCGAAGCUGUUGCAGCACGCACCCACUCCCAUUGCAACAGAUUCCCCAACUCGGCCUAGCUUUACUGACGAGACAAGCGAACGUGGUUCCAUCUUUGAGCGACUUCGCAAACCUGGUAGCAUUUCCUCUUUCUCCUCGUUUAUCGGCCGCAAAAACCACUCGGCCUCCCCCGCUUCAUUCUUCAAGCACGCCUCGAGUAAUGCCUCAAAGGCAUCUCUGGUUUCCAUGGAGUCCCGAGACAGUGGUUACCGCAACCCGUGGAACGACUCGGGCGUGAACCUCGCCGAGGACGAUUUGCCCGUCCUUGGGAGCUCCCAUAGCCACAACAGCAGCAAUGGCUGGCCCGCGCGCUUUGACACGAAAUUUCCAUUCGGUACCGCGCCGGGGGACAUGACUCCCAAGCAUGACCUCCGCGCGUCUUUUGAUAGUGGUCGUCCUAGCACUUCCAAUUCUACUUCUGGAUACCCGGCCCCCAUCGGGCCACCGCGUUAAAAAAAAUCAAUGUCAAUUUGCAGCAGUAUACCCCAAGAGAAUU
This is a messenger RNA of Aspergillus ochraceoroseus IBT 24754, 3530 nucleotides long. Its product is annotated as KH domain protein. Gene Ontology annotation, cellular component: cytoplasm; nucleus. The transcript has 7 exons. Lineage: Eukaryota; Fungi; Ascomycota; Eurotiomycetes; Eurotiales; Aspergillaceae. Bases 470 to 3487 code for a protein of 1005 amino acids. Gene Ontology annotation, molecular function: mRNA binding. The record is from RefSeq and is a predicted model, not a curated record. Gene Ontology annotation, biological process: nuclear division.